CGGGGAUGACGAUGUUCUCGGGGAGUAUCUAUGCCAUGGUCCUGGCGGGGCCGGAGAGGGUUAAGGAGCACGGGUGGGGGAAGGUCCUGGGACCGGUUACACCGCUGGGCGGGGUAUGUCUUAUUGUUGGAUGGGUGGCGCUGGCGCGGAGGGGGAGGGUUGUGUUGUAAGUGAAAGGGAGGGUGGAUGUUACUGGCGGAAACAAAGAAGUUUUGAAGUUUGAUCGUGGGGUCGUGGAGGUGGUUCAUUGUUCGUCGUGAUUGGAACAAACAAUUGAGGCAAAGGAUAUGGCCGGGGGAUGGUGGGGGGGGAGGGGGUACUUUAUGUCUCGCCGCUGGCCGAUGUGCUGCGAAUCCCAUACCAUCCACAUACCCCACAUACCACCAUGACGAGCGAGAGCUUCCACACCUGGCCGCCUUUGAGCGACUGCUUCGCGCCCAGCGCGCCACUGAGCGACGAGGACCUCGCGGCGUCGCUGCUCGCCGCGGAAGUAGACUACAAGAGCAAGGACAAGAAGCCGAAGAAGCCGGACGGGCACCCGCGCGACAACCUCUGGAUCUGGGCGCGGUACGAGGACGACAAGGACGCAGACACGGAGCGGUUCAAGGGGUGGUCGCAAUCGGGCACCGCCUGGCUAAAGGAGUACUACUACAGCUUCUCGAGCCACGCUCCGACGGUGCUCCCCUCGGCGGCCGUCAGCGGCGAGGCGAGUAUCCCGCGGCGCAUCAAGCGGCUGCGCGAUCGAGGGACUAUAUACCCGCACUUUGAGGUCCCGCGCACGAUCUACUCGGACAUUGAGGCGGUGAAUCCGUUCGUCAUCUUGACGGGCAUCGAGGGGAAGGCGUAUCCCGAGCAGUUCAAGGGCGCGCGCGAGCAGGACAAGGGGAUCGAAUUACCGCCGGGGAAGAUCAACUACGGCUGCAUCGGCUGGAGCUUCGCGCAGAAGCGACGGUUUGUGCGCAGUGUCGCCCUCAUGCGUAUCACCCUGCUGUGUCUGAGGAGUAAGUAUAUACGUGGUGGUGGCGAUGAGGAUCCGAGGGUCGCGAUGCCGUAUAUGCACCGGCGCCAGACGAAGGGGUACUUCCAGGAGGCGGGGAAGCUCUCGGGCCCGUGGGCAACGACCAAGGACGCAAUCUGGGACCUGUUGGAGCGGUUCUGCAUCUCGCAGUCGACGCUGUGGCCCGCCGACGUGGACAACUUCCAGGAACGAUGCCGCAUCCAGCAGGACUGCGCGAACGCGUGGGCGCGCCCCGAGCACAACGAGAUGGAUCCCGACUACCCCUACGUCCUCGACCACGGCGACCUCUACUACGGCUACAACAUCAUGUCGUGCCAAACCCGGCCCACGGGGAUCCUCGACUUCGAGCGCGCCACCUACACACCCUACUCCGCGGCGAUCCACGACCUGACGAACACCUACCCAGUGUACCGCCUCGGCGACUCCACGCAAGUGCGCUACCUGGACUACAGCGAGUGGUCCGCCGCGCCGCUCGCGCGCAAGCCCUUCCUCUUCCCCACGGACUCCAUACAAGCCUGGGCGGACCACCAAAUGGACACUGAGCAGCAAACCGCCAGCUUCGACGAGUACCACGCAGCGCACCCGUCGGCCGACCUCUACCCACCCUCUGGCUCCCGCGUGUGGAACCUACAGGAGCCGGGCACCACCGCCGACGACCUCGCGCGCUGGGGGAAGAUCACCUGGGAAGACUUCGCGUCCGGCGACUUCCUGGACUCCACCUUCUCCUGCGCCUGCGACGACGUUGCAUGCGACAUGGCGCGCGAGCACCCAUUGCGGCGGUGCGCACGGGUCGCCGAGUUUCCGCGCGUGCGCGACCACCAGGCGAAAGCGGUGCUGCCCCAUGCCUUCGACGACGGGUAUAUACUCCCGCCGCUGGAUGAUGAUGAAGCUGCGAGGCUCGAGGAGGAGCUGUGUAACGCUGCCAGGGUUAAUGUCUGCAAGUUUUGGUUUUAUCCGCCCGUGCUGAACCUCGUCGAUAUGUUUGUGAGGGAGUACUUCAAUGAUGAUCCCCUGUAUAGGAUAGAUUCGAGAGUCGAGACCAGGAGCAGCCUCCAGUGA
Messenger RNA from Tricharina praecox, 2077 nucleotides. RefSeq lists its product as uncharacterized. NCBI's taxonomy places the organism in Eukaryota, Fungi, Ascomycota, Pezizomycetes, Pezizales, Pyronemataceae. The record is from RefSeq and is a predicted model, not a curated record. Bases 299 to 2077 code for a protein of 592 amino acids. The transcript is spliced from 3 exons.